CCCAACCGACCGGUGUCCGAGGCCCACGAGGCCAAUCUGGCCUUUCUGCGACUCUCUUAACUACCCCGUCCUCUUCCUCUCAAUCCGCCCCAUACUAUCCAACAAUCCUGUGUUCCCGCUUGAUGAUUUAAAGAGGCUGGGAUACAUCCACGGGUAAUAGGUUUUUAUUACGUUAAUUUGCGCUACGUGUCCUUCAGACGAACUUAUCACGAUGAUGAAUCCUUAUAUCAGUUGGGCCAUCCUGCUCGUCGUGGCAGGUGGCCUCGGCUGGUACUACAAUGGUCCUACACCUAAAGCUGCUGCCCCCGUUAAACCCGUUGCGGAAAAGCCCGAGGCUGCUACUGGCGCGAAGAAGCCCAAGCGAAAGCCCACGAAGAAGGAGAAGUCUCCAGAGCCUACUCCGGAGCAGAAGUCCGAAGAGAAGAAGCAGCAGCCUGCAGUUGAGGUUAAGCCCCAGGAGGCCGACAAGGCCGACGAAGAAAUUGACAACAAGGAGAUGGCCAAGCGCUUUACUGCGGUGAAGAACGGUACCGUCCCUGCUUCGGGAUCCAGCAAGUCCCAGAAGAAGAAGAAGAACAACAACAAGAAGGCUGCUACUACUGAGCGCUCUCCUUCGACCACCGGUGCUGAUGCAGACGAUGACCUCUCUUCUACUGGUUCUCCCGUGGUGAACCCCACUUCUGGCGGUUACGUUUCGGACAUGUUGGAGGAACCCGCUCCCGCUGCCUCGGUUCUGCGUGUUACUGGAUCUGUCGAGUCGCAGCCCAAGAAACAGAAGCCUCAAUCCUUUAAGCCCGUCGAGACCAAGAAGCAGCGCCAGCAGAGACAGAAGAACGAAGAGCGUAAGGAGCAGGUCAAGGAGGCUGAAGAGGAGCGCCGUAAGUUGCUCGAGAAGCAGCUUCACUCUGCCCGGGAGGCCGAGCGUCGCGAGGCGGCCAAGGUUAAGCCCGCGGCCCCGGCCACCAACGCCUGGCAAACCAAGAAUGUGAACAAUGUCGCCAACGGAGCCCCGAAGCCCGCGGCCGUCCCCAAGGUGGAGCUGUUGGACACAUUUGACGAAAGCUCGUUGGCCAAGUCCGGCUCGAACCAGUGGUCGAAGGACCUUCCUUCUGAGGAGGAACAGAUGCGCCUGCUCAGCGGAGCUGACGAAUGGACCACUGUGUCAACCAAGGCCAAGAAGCCCAAGAAGAAGGGCGGUAAGGCCGAUGAGAGCGUUAGCGAGGCCAGCGCAUCGGAGAACAACCUGCCUGCUCCCACCGCUCCCUUGCCAGCGGAACCGAAGGUCACUGUGACCCCGACCUACAUCCCCGACAUCCUUCGAUCGAAGCAGAAGGGUCACCCAUUGGACUCGGACUGGGCGGCUUAAACGGACGACGGUACUUCUCCCUGUUCUAAGGAACAUUUCUCUCGCAACCCAUUCCGUCCAC
Molecule: messenger RNA, 1427 nt
Organism: Aspergillus glaucus CBS 516.65
Lineage: Eukaryota; Fungi; Ascomycota; Eurotiomycetes; Eurotiales; Aspergillaceae
Exons: 3
Coding region: 212-1366 (384 amino acids)
Source: RefSeq, a predicted model, not a curated record